AUGGAGAAUCGUCACCUGGGAGUGUUGCACCUAAAUCAGGGAAGCCUCGCCGACGCUACGUCUGUUCAUUUUUUAUGCGGUGGCGUCUCCGAUGCCGGAGCUUGGUCGACGACUGAAGAAAAGGAACCUGUUGGAGUAGCCCAAAGGAAAGAAGUGAGGCAAAAUAAAUGGAGAAGUGCAGAUGGCGUGAAACAAGGAUGGUGGAUAAGGAAAGCAAUGAAUGAACGGUAACCAAUCCAAAAGAAAAACGAAUCUUAUCUUAUCUUAUGAAUGAAUAAAGUAGACUUGGUGGAGAAAAAAAAGAUUUAUUCAAGGUUGCUGAGCAGUGUAGAGAUCUUCCUGGAUAUGAACUGUGUUUCAUGAUUUCUGGACUUAAGGAUUCUGGUGUAAAAGAUUUCAUAUAAUAUUUUAUGAAACAGGGAAGCUUUCAAUAAUUUUCAUGUUUAAUACUAUUUUUCAUAUUGUUUUGCUGCUAAUAAUUUUGUGUAUUUGUCAGUGUAUGCAGCUUUUUUAUAUUAGCCAACUUAAAACACCAUGGGAUGAAGUGGUUAGAGAAAAGUUUCCACACCGUGUACAUCAGGUUUUUCCAAAAUUGAAGGUUUGGAGUUCUUGAUGGGUGUAAUUUGCUUGGUGCCGAUGCACUUACAGUAUCUUAUGGAAGUUCUCAUGUGGGUAUUGAUUGGUUCAUAGAGCCAAUCUUAGGUCUGAAGAUGUUGCAAUAUUCGAGUCUCCCAUGUUGGCAGCCGUCAACAAAUUUUCAUAUUGGUGACUGUUGAUACUGGUGUUAACGCUGACAUCAGCUGUGCUUAUUUGGAUUGGCCUUGCAAAGAAUCGUAUUGAUUAUCCUCCUUUUUGGUACUCCAUUAAGACAGCCUCAUCUUACAUCAUCAUUUUGGCUUCAUAUUCCGCUUAUGUUUCAUAAAACAGGGGCCAUUUUUUUAACUGUUUGGUAAAAGGACUACAUGAACCAUUUAUGUUGAUGCAAAUUGUACCGAAAAUAACAUUAUACUUUAAAUUGAAACAGCUACAGUGGUUUCUAGAACCUUGGUUUUUUAUGAUUCAUGAAAAGGUUUUGUUGUUGAUGGAAACCAUGGUAUAUUGUUCCUUUUGAUGUAUGAGAUUGAUUGUUUGUCAAUGUUAUUUGUUAAUCAUGUUUGUGAAUGUUAGUUAUUAACUUAUAGCAAGAUAUCAACUACAAUACAAUUUCCAUUGCUACGAUG
Molecule: messenger RNA, 1220 nt
Organism: Lactuca virosa
Lineage: Eukaryota; Viridiplantae; Streptophyta; Magnoliopsida; Asterales; Asteraceae
Source: the annotation of a GenBank genome assembly